AUGCCUGAGCGACCCCCCUUUCCUGGACGCCCAGCACAACCUCCUGGCUUAACAUAUCUUCAAUACUCUCCUGACGGCAAGCGGCUACUGGUUGCAGGAUGUGGAAACUUUGCCCGCUCCUUCAGGACGGGCGACAAUGAUGACCCUGACAUGCUCCCAGAGGUCCAUGAUGACACAUACGCUUUGGCUGCAGGCAACGACUAUGCUAUUCUCGGAUGCGAGGAUGGCACAGUGUGUGAAUACGAGGUCCCCUCGGGAGAUUUGAAGAAGAUGCUGGUCAGAACCACACUACCAAUCAGAGGCAUUGCACUUUCACCAGAUGAACAGUUCAUUGCUGUCUCGAGCGACGAAGUUGAAAUCAAAGUGGUCAAUCGAGACGACGUUGAACAGAUCACCAUUCUACGAAAUCACCCGAAACCUAUAAAACAUUUAACCUACGACCCCUCGGGCAAAUAUCUUGCGGCCUCCGGCACCGACGGAGUCAUUUACAUCUACUGCAUGAGCACGGCCGAACCAAAACUGUUGAAAACGAUUGACGGUGUGAUUCAGCGGCUUGAAACAGCCCAGGAUGCCAGCUCGAAAUGCGUGUGGCAUCCAGAUGGCAGAGCAUUCGCAUGUGCUACGGGAACAAGGGAGAUCAAAGUUAUUUCUGUGGAAGAUGGUGCACAUCAACGAGUCUUUGCAGGAGGACACAACGACGACAUCACCGCAUUGGCUUGGUCACCUAAUGGCGCCCUCUUGGCCAGCUCGGGGGCGGAUGACCAGCUGGUCAUUUGGGAAACCAAGACUCAAAAGGUGUUGAAGACAUUCAAUUAUGAGAAAAUCCUGGAUGUUGCAUGGCAGAGUAAAGGCGAGAACAUUUUCAACUGGACUACGUCAAAAGGAGAGGCCUUCAUCAUUCCGGAUUUCCUCAAAGACAAUGCUCACGUUGCAUUGCUCAAGGGCCCAAAAGUCAGAGCCCCUUUCUUCCAUGACCCUCUUGAUGAGAGACCAGCACGUGUCAAUGGACGCGCACCACUUGUGAAUGGGCAGGGGAGGGACCGAGCUGGAACUCCGGAUAGUCUUGAUCAACUUCUCGGGCCUGAUGAUGAAAAUGAAUACGACUGGAUUGAAGACGAUGAUGGAGCAGGCUAUAUCAAUGAAAACGGCAAACGGACAAGUGGUCAUCUCGGACAACCCAAUGGCCAUUCCGGUAAACGAAACAGGCCCGAGAUCUGGCAACCACAUAUCCAUGAACCAUUCCAACCCGGCGCAACACCAUGGAGGGGAAACCGGAAAUACCUAUGCCUAAACCUCAUUGGCUUCGUUUGGACCGUCGACCAAGAUACUCACAAUACCGUCACUGUUGAGUUUUAUGAUCGCGAAAUGCAUCGAGACUUUCACUUUACCGACCCGUUUCUUUACGACAGAGCCUGCUUGAACGAGACCGGUGCACUUUUCUCCGCCCCAGCGAAAGAUGGCCAGCCUGCUGUGAUUUUCUACCGACCACAUGAAACGUGGACGACCCGGUCCGACUCUCGAAUAAGCCUACCUGACGGCGAAGAAGCAAUUUGCAUUGCUCUCAGCAGUCGCUACAUCGUGGCGUUGACGAACCAGGACUACAUCCGCGUAUGGACACUGCAUGGCACACCUGUGCGACUCUGGCGAAUGAAGAGCUCCCCUGCCGUGACUUGUGCAGCGUGGGGCGACUACGUAAUGACUGUCGGAAACGGAGCGGUCGGGGCUGAUGGCUGCACGCAACUGACGUACAGUAUAGAUAACGUGCGACUGGAUGAAACCCACCAGAACCAAGACGUGCUCGCCCUAGGCAGUCUUCCAGAGGACGCAGAUGAAGACGAAUCGUCGCUCAAGUCCGUCUUCUGGAGCGACGUCGGCGAUCCGUGCAUAUACGACAGCAAUGGCGUCCUGCUGACCCUGUUACACUGGCGGAAACAUGGGCACGCGAAGUGGGUUCCUCUCCUGGACACGCGGCGGCUGGACCGUCUGAAGGACGGGAAGAAAGAAGAGACGUACUGGCCCGUAGCCGUCGCCGGCGAGAGGUUCCACUGCAUCAUCCUCAAGGGCGGCGACAAGACGCCGUACUUCCCCCGACCACUCCUAACGGAAUUCGAAUUCCACAUCCCCGUCUCCCGCCCUAUCGACAGGAGCACCAACCCCGACGGCGACGAAGACGAAGACGCCACCGAGACCGUCGCAGCGGGCACGGUCCGGCUGGAAGAAGAAUAUGUGCGGACGUCGAUCCUGCUCGACCUGCUCGACGACCAAGUCCAAACUCAAGGCGACCAGGCGGGCCACGAGGCCAAGACGCAGCUCGUGCGCCGCGAGGUCCAGACCGACAAGAUCCUGCUGCAGCUACUCGCCAUGGUGUGCCGCGAGGGCGAGGACACGGGCAUGAAGGCCCUCGAGAUCGUGCGCCUGUUCAAGGACCGCGGCGGCAAGACUCUCGACGCCGCCGCGAGGGUUGCCGAGCGCUGGGGCCGGAAUGUCCUGGUCGAUAAGAUCAGGGACUAUGCCGAGAGGAGGCUGAUGGGGCUGGAGGACGUGGAGGAUGAGUAG
Molecule: messenger RNA, 2556 nt
Organism: Exophiala aquamarina CBS 119918
Lineage: Eukaryota; Fungi; Ascomycota; Eurotiomycetes; Chaetothyriales; Herpotrichiellaceae
Product: chromosome transmission fidelity protein 4
Exons: 2
Coding region: 1-2556 (851 amino acids)
Biological process (GO): DNA repair; DNA-templated DNA replication; mitotic cell cycle
Cellular component (GO): nuclear replication fork
Molecular function (GO): protein binding; chromatin binding
Source: RefSeq, a predicted model, not a curated record